Molecule: messenger RNA, 1110 nt
Organism: Panonychus citri (citrus red mite)
Lineage: Eukaryota; Metazoa; Arthropoda; Arachnida; Trombidiformes; Tetranychidae
Exons: 2
Coding region: 485-1096 (203 amino acids)
Source: RefSeq, a predicted model, not a curated record
AUCUUCAUCAUUUUAUCAGUGCGAAAGUGUCUCUUUUUUAUUGUUUCAUUCAAAAGUUAAUGAAGAAAAUGAUGAUGAAGAUUAAGAAUAAUCUUUCUUAAUCUACUUCCUCUUUCUACCAACAUCCUUCCUGUUAAAUUGUCAUCAUUAUUAACAUUGAAAGUCUUAAUCAAUUACCACUAAUGAUGAUGAAAAAUAAAUGCUGAAUUUCAACCAAUUUAUUCAUAUAACUGAUCAUCAACAGUGAUUUAAAUGAUCAUCAUAAUUUUGUGUCGAUCAACAUCAAGAUUAUAUAAUUAAUAGAGUUGAUCAAAAGUUUUUUUACUCUUCUUUGAACCCAAACAAGGAUUUUAUGAAUGAGUUUAAUUGUUAAUCUUCUCGGUUAAUUGUAUUGUGCUUAAUUGAUGGAAAAUUGUAAUCACCUUACCAAUUCAAAGUUCAACUUUAUGAAAAUUCAUAAACUACCCACCGAUUCGGGAUCCACAUGGAAUCAACAGUUUCCUCUUUAAGCUCAGAGACAAUUAGAUUUCAUGAGAUUUUCCCUGAUUAUUAUCAUACUGUUCCUCCGAUAACCAGGACAAUCACCAUUGAUUGGAAAUAUUUAUCCACUUGCCCUGGUAAAAGUUCAGUGGCCAUUGUCUCUGGUUGUUUACUAAUUUUGAUUCUAAUUUUUGUGACAAGAAAUGGAUGUGAUAGUAUUUCAAGUAUCCAAUCAGGGUGUAUAUUUUAUAAUUCUUUAUUGGGACUCUCAGUGGUCACUAUUUUAUUCAAUCUGGUCAACUUUUUACUUUAUAUUUUUCAUGCGAUUGAAAAGUUCAAUCAAACCUGUUGGCUUCGGGUUGAGUUUACCUGCCACCUAAUGUACACAGUUCAUUUCACCAUAAUUGGCUCAUUAAUUUUCAACAAUUGUAAUUAUUUUGGUUUCUUUCUUGCGAUUCUGACAGUGUCAAUCUCUUUUAGUGGACUCAUUUUAGCUCUCGACAGACUGAUCAAAGUGUGCAAAGGUAAACCCGCUCAGGAACAACUCGAUGAUGCCGAUGGCAAUAGAACGAGAAUCGGAAUAAUGAGAUUAAGAUUCGGUAUUCGAAAUGUUUAAAUCAACUCGCAAUC